Messenger RNA from Lycium ferocissimum, 1462 nucleotides. RefSeq names its product cell division control protein 2 homolog A. Lineage: Eukaryota; Viridiplantae; Streptophyta; Magnoliopsida; Solanales; Solanaceae. Gene Ontology annotation, cellular component: nucleus; cyclin-dependent protein kinase holoenzyme complex; cytoplasm. Gene Ontology annotation, molecular function: ATP binding; cyclin binding; cyclin-dependent protein serine/threonine kinase activity. The transcript is spliced from 8 exons. Bases 135 to 1019 code for a protein of 294 amino acids. Gene Ontology annotation, biological process: signal transduction; protein phosphorylation; G1/S transition of mitotic cell cycle. The record is from RefSeq and is a predicted model, not a curated record.
AAUAUGUUUGGAUUAACUUUCCAUUGUAAGGCUUAAUAUGUACUACAGUAUAUAUAUAUUUUUAUUUGCUGUCUGAAAAUCUUUUUGUGUUUCGAUUGCUUUCUUUUUCAGGGAGUCCAUUGAGUUUGAACUAGAUGGACCAGUAUGAAAAAGUUGAGAAGAUUGGAGAAGGAACGUAUGGUGUAGUGUACAAGGCUCGUGAUCGAGUAACUAAUGAAACUAUUGCGCUGAAGAAAAUAAGGCUGGAGCAAGAAGAUGAGGGGGUACCAAGCACAGCUAUUAGAGAAAUCUCUCUCUUGAAAGAGAUGCAGCAUGCUAAUAUUGUGAGGUUGCAGGAUGUGGUGCACAGUGAAAAGAGAUUGUAUCUAGUCUUUGAAUAUCUUGACUUGGACUUGAAGAAACACAUGGAUUCGUGUCCUGAAUUCUCUAAGGAUCCACGACUGGUUAAAAUGUUUUUGUAUCAAAUACUUCGUGGUAUUGCUUAUUGUCAUUCUCAUAGAGUUCUUCAUCGAGAUUUGAAGCCUCAGAACUUGCUGAUAGAUCGACGUACAAAUGCUUUAAAGCUGGCGGACUUUGGAUUGGCUAGAGCAUUUGGUAUUCCUGUCAGAACUUUCACUCAUGAGGUGGUGACAUUGUGGUACAGGGCACCAGAAAUACUGCUUGGAUCACGCCAUUACUCUACUCCUGUUGAUGUGUGGUCAGUUGGAUGCAUAUUUGCUGAGAUGGUGAAUCAGCGCCCUCUGUUUCCUGGUGACUCCGAGAUUGAUGAACUUUUCAAGAUUUUCAGAGUGAUGGGUACUCCAAACGAGGAUACAUGGCCUGGAGUGACUUCUCUACCUGAUUUUAAAUCUGCCUUCCCAAAAUGGCCUCCUAAGGACCUGGCAACUAUCGUCCCAAAUGUUGAUGGAGCAGGCCUUGAUCUUCUCCGUAAAAUGCUCUGCUUGGAUCCCAGCAAGAGAAUCACCGCCAGGAAUGCCCUUGAGCAUGAGUAUUUCAAGGAUAUUGGGUAUGUUCCGUGAUUCUUUGUCCCUUCAUCCAGAAUGAUGUUGUAAAUUUAGUAUGUCAUCUACAAGGUUUUGUUCUGGAGAAUCUGUGUGAUCUUUAGGUUCUUUUUUGCCCUCAAGGUUUUCUUCCAAUGUGAUUCAAUUUAUAAUAGAGUGGUCUUGGCACAGCCUUCAUGGAUAUUUUAUGUUUCAGCAUCUGUGGUCACAAUUCAUGUCCACGUGUUGGAGCAUACUUUCCAGUGUAAUAUCCUCUUGGUUCUAGUUUGGGUUCAGUAUCCUUGUACAAUCGAUACUUGUUUAGAUACAGCACUGGAUACUGUAAUGUUAAAUAGAUUGGUUUUGGUGUGUCAUUGGGACUUCUGCAUAGUUUUGCCUGGAGUUAGACAAAGCAUGAGUUGAUUAUCGGAUUCGGUUAUGCCAGUGUCAUUCCUUGAUGAUGAUGUUCUGUUUUGAUGUUA